UUGCAAUUGAACUUAAAAACUAAUACAAAACUAAAAAAUGAUUGGGUUAUUUGGAUUCAGCUUAUUUAAUUUAGCAGUGGGGUUUUUGACCAGUUUACCACUCAUUUACUGGUUUCUAACAAAGAAUAACAAUUAUUGGAAGAAACUGGGAGUCAAAGGCCCGAAACCUAUUCCCAUUUUUGGCAAUUUCCUGGAAAGGUGUCAAAAUCCCGUUCCACUGCUUGAUGUCGAAUAUGUUAAGAAAUAUGGAAAUAUUUUCGGAAUAUUCAACGGUAGAGAUCCGACACUAAUGGUCGCCGAACCGGAACUACUCAAACAAAUUCUGGUCAAAGAGUUUCAUAAGUUUUCAAAUCGCCGGGAACUGAGGACAGAGCACCCGAUCAUCAAUAAAAACCUCUUCAACUCGAUGGGCGAGGACUGGAAACGCAUGCGAACUAUAAUGAGUCCCACUUUUUCGUCGGGAAAGCUGCGGAAAAUGUAUCAUUUGGUGGAGCAGUGUCUCGAGGAGUACCUGGGACACCUGGAUGUGAUGGCCAGGGAUGGCAAGUAUAUCAACGCCAAGCUUCUACAUCAGAACUUCACGUUUGAUGUGAUCGCGAAGUGCGCCUUCGCUACGAAAACCAACUCACAGAAGGAUCCCAACAAUAAAUUGGUGGCCGCCGGCCGUAAAGUCUUCAUAUUCAGCGCUAUUAAGAUGAUCCCGGCCUUUAUUUUCCCGAAAUUUUUAAACAAAAUGCUGAAUAUAAGGACUAAUUUGGUGGAGGCGCCCAAUGAAUUCAUAUUUGAUUUGACGAGACAUAUGCUGAAGAAGAGACGCGACGGCGAGAAAAGUAACGAUUUCUUGCAACUACUCAUCGACGCCAACGCCGCCGAUAAUAAUAAUAAUAAUAAUAAUAAUAACAACAAAGACCUGUCGGCCGAUAAGAUAGACUCCCAUCACUUCAUUGAAGGCGAAGACGAAAUCGAGGCCGCGAAGCAAACUUUUAACACGAAUUUCGCGAACAAAACCCUAACCGAGGAUGAGAUCAUAGCCCAGUCGUGGCUUUUCUUAUUGGCCGGCUUUGAGACAACGGCCACCACUUUAGGGCACUUAUCGUACGAGUUGGGUCUCAAUCCGGACGUCCAGGAGAAGCUCCACAAUGAGGUGAUCAAUGCGUUUGAUUUGGACGGAAAGAUCAAUUACGAGACCCUCCAGAGUCUGCCGUAUUUGGAUGCCGUCAUCAGUGAGACCCUGCGUAUGUAUCCGGCGUUGGCGCGACUGGAACGGGAGGCCGGCGAGGAUGUCAAGUUGGGCGAUACCGGGAUCACCGUAUUUAAGGGCCAAUUGAUCGAGAUUCCCGUCUAUGCCAUACACCGGUCGGAGAGGUACUACAAAAACGCCGACACAUUCACACCCGAGAGGUUUAUGCCGGAAAAUCGCAAGGAUUUGGUGCCCUAUGCCUACAUGCCCUUUGGCACCGGACCCCGCAAUUGCAUUGGUAUGCGGUUUGCCUUAAUGGAGAUCAAGCUCUGUAUCGCUCACAUCGUAAAGAGGUUUCGGUUCACGAAGUGCGCCGACACUGAAAUGCCCAUCAAAUUCAUGAAUCUAACGCCUUUGAUGACCGCCGAGAGUUUCUAACAAAGAAUAACAAUUAUUGGAAGAAAAUGGGAGUCAAAGGCCCGCAACCACUUCCCUUGUUUGGCAAUUUACUGGAAAGGUGUCAAAAUCCAGUUCCACUGCUUGAUAUUGGAUACGUUCAGAAAUAUGGAAAUGUUUUCGGAAUAUUCAACGGUACAGAUCCGACACUAAUGGUCGCCGAACCGGAACUACUCAAACAAAUUCUGGUCAAAGAGUUUCACAAGUUUUCAAAUCGCCGGGAACUGCGGACAGAGCACCCGAUCAUCAAUAAAAACCUCUUCAACUCGAUGGGCGAGGACUGGAAACGUAUGCGAACUAUAAUGAGUCCCACGUUUUCGUCGGGAAAGCUGCGGAAAAUGUAUCAUUUGGUGGAGCAGUCUCUGGAGGAGUACCUGGGACACUUGGAAGUAAUGGCCAGGGAUGGCAAGUAUAUCAACGCUAAGGUCCUCCACCAGAACUUCACGUUUGAUGUGAUCGCGAAGUGUGCCUUCGCUACGAAAACCAACUCACAGAAGGAUCCCAACAAUAAAUUGGUGGCCGCCGGCCGUAAAGUCUUCAUAUUCAGCGCUAUUAAGAUGGUUCCGGCGCUCAUUUUCCCCAAAUAUAUAAACAAAAUGCUAAAUAUAAGGACAUUGCUGGUGGAGGCGCCCAACGAAUUCAUAUUUGAUUUGACGAGACAUAUGGUGGAGAAGAGACGCAACGGUGAGAAAAGUAACGAUUUCUUGCAACUACUCGUCGACGCCAACGCCGCAGAUAAUAAUAAUAACAACAAAGACCUGUCGGAUGAUAAGAUAGACUCCCAUCACUUCAUUGAAGGCGAAGACGAAAUCGCGGCCGCGAAGCGAACUUUUAACACGAAUUUCGCGAACAAAACCCUAACCGAGGAUGAGAUCAUAGCCCAGUCGUGGCUUUUCUUAUUGGCCGGCUUUGAGACAACGGCCACCGCUUUAGGGCACUUGUCGUACGAGUUGGGUCUCAAUCCGGACGUCCAGGAGAAGCUCCACAAUGAGGUGAUCAAUGCGUUUGAUUUGGACGGAAAGAUCAAUUACGAGACCCUCCAGAGUCUGCCGUAUUUGGAUGCCGUCAUCAGUGAGACCCUGCGUAUGUACCCAUCGUUGGCACGACUGGAACGUGAGGCCGGCGAGGAUGUCAAGUUGGGCGAUACCGGGAUCACCGUACGUAAGGGCCAAAUGAUCGAGAUUCCCGUCUAUGCCAUACACCGGUCGGAGAAGUACUAUAAAAACGCCGACACAUUCACACCCGAGAGGUUUAUGCCGGAAAAUCGCAAGGAUUUGGUGCCCUAUGCCUACAUGCCCUUUGGCACCGGACCCCGCAAUUGCAUUGGAAUGCGGUUUGCCUUAAUGGAGAUCAAGCUCUGUAUCGCUCACAUCGUGAAAAGUUUUCGGUUCACGAAGUGCGCCGACACUGAAAUGCCCAUCAAAUUCAUGAAUCUAACGCCUUUGAUGACCGCCGAGAGUAUUACACUUGGCAUUGAAAAGCGGUAAAAGACCUCGGUGUUUCAUAACAAACAAAUUUCAUAAGCAUAUCAUUAGUCUUGAUAAGAAUUUUAUUAUUAACAUACAGUACUAACAUAGUAUAUCAUUGAUGUAUAAUAAGUCUGUGUACCGUAAUAUCAUUUAUCAGUCACACUUUUUUAUCGAUAAUAUAAAUAAAGCCAAUCAUUAUUACAAAAAAUAAAUGCACUUUUAAAAGUUGAUAUACA
Molecule: messenger RNA, 3341 nt
Organism: Oppiella nova
Lineage: Eukaryota; Metazoa; Arthropoda; Arachnida; Sarcoptiformes; Oppiidae
Source: the annotation of a GenBank genome assembly